This is a messenger RNA of Astyanax mexicanus (Mexican tetra), 5699 nucleotides long. RefSeq names its product adhesion G protein-coupled receptor G6 (gene adgrg6). The record is from RefSeq and is a predicted model, not a curated record. Gene Ontology annotation, biological process: myelination in peripheral nervous system; cell surface receptor signaling pathway; heart trabecula formation. The transcript has 29 exons. Bases 469 to 4539 code for a protein of 1356 amino acids. Gene Ontology annotation, cellular component: membrane. NCBI's taxonomy places the organism in Eukaryota, Metazoa, Chordata, Actinopteri, Characiformes, Acestrorhamphidae. Gene Ontology annotation, molecular function: laminin binding; G protein-coupled receptor activity.
AACAGUUUUUCUCCUGUACCUGGGGGAUCAGCCCACCCCAGGCUUCACACAGUGAGCGGUGAGGAAGUGUCGGUUUACAGGGGAGACGGGAUUAGGAGCUGCAGUGAGCAGUGGGACAGUUUUCUGGUGGUAGGUCGUAGAGUUGUGAAGCUGAGGGUCUUCUCCUGAAGGGUGGGGCGCUGUGGAGAACGGCCUCCAGCUGUGGAGCUCCUCGACGCUGCUGGUCUGAGGGAAAGUCUCCUGGCUCUCUGAGCAUCUGAAGCCCGCAGAGAAACACUGGUAGCGGUUCAGCCUCGGCUCGAGGCGUUUCUCCUGAGCUGUGUAGGAGCGGACCGCUCUCCUCUCUCAGGUUUCUCUCUGUGAAAGUUGGCGGAAACUUGUGUGAAAAGUUGUGUGGAGUUGAGAACUCGCCGUGGAGCUCAGAGGAAGAAAUAAUGGUCCUCCGAAGAGUCGAGCCCCAAUGAAAUAAUGGUUUCAUACAUCAGCGGUCAAUGGUGGAGAUGGAAGUUCCGGAACGUUCUCUCAGUCGUCCUGCUCCUGAUAUGCAUCACAAAAUCAGCAGUGCUGAGCUGCCAGGACAGCUGCAAUGAGGUGCUCACGGCCUCUGAAGGGACUUUUACAUCCCCCUGCUACCCGUCCGACUAUCCGCCCAACAAGUCCUGCACAUGGACCCUGCAGGCUCCGGCAGGCUUCAUCUUGCGGAUCACCUUCCUUGACUUCGAGCUUGAGGAGGCUCCUGGCUGCAUCUAUGACCGCGUCAUCAUUGACACCGGCUCAGGAUCCACCGUUAAGUUUUGUGGCUUGACGGCCAAUGGACUCACACUUAACUCCACUGGAAAUGUGAUGCUGGUGUCCUUUAGUUCAGAUUUUAGUGUCCAGAAGAAAGGCUUCAAUAUCAUUUACAACCAAGUUGCAGUGGCACUGAGGAACCAGAAGGUGACUUUGCCACAGAACUCCAAAGAUGCAAUUAGAGUGACCAGCUCAGUGUCUAUCCCAACGCUGAAUGAGUUUACAAUGUGCUUUGAGGUUUCUUGCUUGUCCCAGAGAGGCACAGAAAUUAUUAUAUCCUACUUUGAUGAAAGCAAAAACAUGAAACUGGCCCUUGGCAGCUCCGGGAACAGCAUGGAGCUGACCAUAGCUAACACUAAGUGUGCCAUCAAUGAUCUAGUUGCCUACACAGACCUCACCUCCCAGAUGCAGCUGCUCUGUCUCACCUGGUCCAAAAGCAACGGACGUGUGGCUGUAAAUUUCAAAGGCAUCUACAAGUACAAAACCUGCUCCUCCACCGUGGGCCUAACUGUGGACACAGGAGGUUUCUUUGAGUUGGGUUCCACAUCGGCGGGCCAGAACUUAAACGGCAUGAUCUACAACUUCCGCCUAUGGGAUACCGCUAUGACUGCCUCGGACCUCUCAGCGCUCACCUGUGAUGUUGUGGGCAAAAUUGUGGAUUGGGACAACAGCUUCUGGAAUAUCCCCCCCUCAUAUGCACAAACAGACUCCAACUUGAGCUGCAGUACUUCUAUACCAUAUACUACCCCACAAACCACCAGCUGUGCUUCCUCUGGACUGGGCUGCCCAGCACCAUUAACAACUACCGCCCCAUCCACUGUCACCACUAACACGAUUCCUACUAAUGCAUCAACCAACGCUUUUACUACUACCAUUUCCUACACAACCACUCCUAGCAUGUCUUUAAACACAACUACUGUUGAAACUACAUCAACCCCUACUAUUACCACUAUUACCACUAUUACCCCAACCACCACCAGCACAACUACUGUUCCCACUACAUCUUCUACUACUUCAACUAGCACUACAACCACCAACACCGCAAAUACGGAACUGAACUAUAGUAAAUACUUAAUACUGCGAGUUCAUAUCUCGCUCUACUUGCAUAUUACAUGUGUUGCUCUGUCCUGUGUGUGCUGUUUCACCUUUUCACAUUUGCUGUCAUUGUCUCCAGUCAGUCAGUUCAUUCUUUUAUCUGCAGCCGCUGCUACUAACCCACUAUCCAACACAGCAAACAAUGAGGGUUCUUUCUACAAGAUUUCAAUGGAAGCAAGAAAGGAUGCCCAGGCAAUCACAAAUGAGACCAUGGCAGAAUGGUUUAACCAAACAUUCCAAAACUGGACCUAUACUGUUUAUGUGGGUAAUGUCAGCGUUCUGCCUAGCAAUGAUGCCUCCAGUGCCACAACGGAAUGGUUUACUUGUAAGGCCUUGUUGAUGUACAGAAACACAACAGGGAAAGACCUGACAAGCACUGAGAUUGAGACCAGACUGAAGAAUGCUGGAAGUGAUAUAGAAAAUAUCACAGUAAAUGCCAUCGGAAACUGCCAGGUGGAGGAGGCGCAACUCCACUAUAAAUGGCCAGAGACCAAGCCAUCAGUCACCCAAUACAUCCCCUGCUUCCCUUACAAAGAGCAAAAUGCAUCCAGGACAUGCAUCAUCAGCCCAACAAUGUAUACUUCAGAGUGGGGUCCACCAAACUUGUCUAAUUGCAAAGGCAUAGAAGCAAUCAAUGUUUCACAAGAGAAUGCUGCCGAGGUUGCUGUCCAGCUUGCUGACAUCACAAACAAUGCGCUGUCUCCUGAGGAAGUUUCAGAAGUUGUCACCGUGGUAAAGAAACUGGUGACUGUGGCUGAAAUCAAUGCCACCUUGGCCAACACUGUGGUCACCAUCAUCUCCAAUGUGAUGAUUACCUCAGAGACUGCGCAGAGGAAUGCUUCAGUAAUAGCUUUAAAAACCAUGGAUGAACUGGUUCAGAAAAUUAAAUUUGAUGGUCCAUCUCUGGCCAUUUCCUCCAAGAACCUGGCUGUGGGCAUUUCACAACACAACAUCAGCAGUUUCAAUGGAACCAGCUUCAGUGCCUUUAUUUCACACAACACCACAGACCCACAGAUUCAUUUUGAGUCAGAAAUCCAGAAUCCACUAGCUGCUGUCACACUACCUGCAACAUUGUUGCAUAACCUGAGCACCACCGAUAUAAAUACCAGCCUAAAGAUAAAUUUCAUGUUCUUCAGUAAGACGGGGCUGUUUCAGGAUCAACAGAGCAAUGGCCGAUACUUGAACAGUUACGUAGUGGCCAGUAGUGUGGGCAACUUAACCAUCAGUAACCUGAGAGAUCCUGUCCAAAUUGAAAUCUCCCAUCUGGAAUAUCAGUGGAAUCCAAAGCCAGUUUGUGUGUUUUGGGAUUUCACUCUUUACAAUGGCACUGGAGGCUGGAACAGUGAGGGUUGUGAAGUCAGCCCUGAUUCCAACAGCAACAGAACAAUCUGUCUGUGUAGCCAUUUAACACACUUUGGUGUUCUGAUGGACAUCUCUGGAACUUCAACUUACAUUGAUGAGAGGAACACCAAGAUUCUCACCUUCAUUACAUACAUUGGCUGUGGUAUCUCCGCCAUCUUCUCAGCAGUGACUUUAUUGACUUACAUUGCUUUUGAGAAAUUGCGGCGGGACUACCCCUCAAAGAUCCUGAUGAACCUCAGCACUUCCCUGCUCUUCCUUAACAUGGUCUUCCUGCUGGAUGGCUGGCUGGCCUCCUACAAUAUGGAGGGCCUGUGUGUGGCUGUGGCUGUCUUCCUGCACUUCUUCCUGCUUACUUCUUUCACUUGGAUGGGUCUUGAGUCCAUCCACAUGUACAUCGCCUUGGUCAAGGUGUUUAACACCUACAUCCGGAGAUAUAUCCUCAAGUUUUGCAUUGUUGGAUGGGGCCUUCCUGCUGUGAUUGUAGGCAUUGUGGUGGCUGUGAACAAAGAUUCCUAUGGGAAGGAGUACUAUGGGAAAGGAGAAAAUGGCCAAGGCUCAUCUGAAUUCUGUUGGAUACGCAGCAAGGUGGUCUUCUACGUGACGUGUGUGGCCUACUUCUCCCUCAUCUUUGUUAUGAAUGUGGCCAUGUUCAUUGUGGUGAUGAUGCAGAUCUGUGGUAGGAAUGGCAAGCGCAGCAACCGCACACUUCGAGAGGAGGUUCUGCGCAACCUGCGCAGUGUAGUCAGCCUCACCUUCCUGCUAGGCAUGACUUGGGGCUUCGCGUUCUUUGCCUGGGGCCCUGUCAACCUGGCCUUCAUGUACCUUUUCUCCAUCUUCAACUCAUUGCAAGGUUUAUUCAUAUUCAUAUUCCAUUGUGCCUUGAAAGAAAAUGUACAGAAGCAAUGGAGAAGAUAUUUAUGCUGUGGAAAAUUCCGUUUGGCAGACAAUUCAGACUGGAGCAAAACUGCCACUAAUAACACCAAGAAGGUGAGCUCAGACAACCUAGGAAAGUCGCUCUCCUCCAGUUCCUUUGGCUCCACCACAGCAAACUGGACCUCCAAGGCCAAAACUACGCUAAACCCAUUUGCAAAGAGACACAGCAGUACAGGUAAAGGUUACUCAAACCGGACUAGCCCAAAGUGCAGCACUUCAGAUGCUGACGCCUCCACCUCCUCCAUCCUGCCCGUCCACCAGGUUCUGGACAAGGUGAAAGGCUACUGCUCUGUGCGCUCUGACAACUUCUACAAAAACAUCAUCAUGUCAGACAGUUUUAGCCACAGCACCAAAUUUUAGAGUGAGAGAGAGAGAGAGCGGGUAAGGUGGAGAUUAGGCUAGAUCUAUGUGGGACAGGCUUCUCUUAGACCAGCAGAACACUAGUGACAUGUAUACUGAACCUUGAGCUAACCAACCAGAAGUGGCUUAGUCGCAUAACCCUGUAGAGAGGUAAAGCUAAGGAAGGAGUAGAUUUUAUAUACUGUGAUGUUCAAACUGCAUUUCUGUGCUCUGUACAUAUGCGUAGUAGAUUUUACUGUAUGUCCGUAUGUGCCUUUGUUGUAAUCUUCCCUUUGUGUACCUUCUUUUUUUGCACAUGAUUUCAUUGUCAAGUCAGCUUGUGUUUGUGCAUACAUAGCCACGUACUUUAUAUUUAUACUUCUAUGUCUUUCACAAUGUAAAAGGAAAAAAAGCCAGACCAAUUUCACACCAAAGGCUCAGAACUAUGAGGAGCACAGACUGUAUAGCUGUGGAUUCAUUUGUGCUUUAAAGAAACUCAAUUUCCUUAAUUACAUCCUAACGGUCAUCUUUCGCCACCAAAAGAAGCUAAGUAAACCUUUCCGCUGUACAGGAGUGAAACUGUUGUUUAUUUGUUCACUAUUUAUGUUCCUCUCCAUGCUCUACUACUGAUUUAACACUUUACAGAGGAUUGUUCUGACAUUUCAAACAUUCACUCUUUAAAAAUACAAGUGCUUAAAGGGAUUUCUGUAGGAAUGUCAUAGAAAAAACACUUUUGACCACCUGAACAAUCUUUAAAAUAAACAGUGUUCUAAAGAGAACCAAAAGUGGUUCUACUGUGGCAUAGCUCUAAAGAAAUCAUUCAGGCACUUUUAUUAUUUAAAGCAUAGUGCUGUUUCUACACAGGGCCAGAUUUGGCUCCAGAGUCAGGUUAAAUAUGGUAUGCAGCUUUUUCUUUUUCAUGGGUCUGUUCUGUGAUGUAAAACAAUCAGCUACAUACCAAAUCUAACUAGAUUGUUUUAGGUCAUAUUUGUUUUUAUUUUUAAGAAAUGGUAUUUAUUCUCUAAGGUCUAAAGAUGAAAUGCUUUACUACAGGCAUUGAUAAAUGCUUUCCAUUGCAAUGUCUGACCUGAUAUGACAAUUUAUUAUUCUGGGGCUUGUAUGGAUGCUUUUGUAAACAUGUGACUUAGACUUACUGUAUAUUAAAAAGAGUUCAAACCAAA